Molecule: messenger RNA, 1645 nt
Organism: Mixia osmundae IAM 14324
Lineage: Eukaryota; Fungi; Basidiomycota; Mixiomycetes; Mixiales; Mixiaceae
Exons: 1
Coding region: 66-1457 (463 amino acids)
Molecular function (GO): zinc ion binding; nucleic acid binding
Source: RefSeq, a predicted model, not a curated record
CGCGUUUGAAAAAACCAAAGGCAAUCGUCAACGUCAACACUGGCCUGCACCGUGCACCCGUCGAGAUGAGUGCAGCCGCUGGCCCAUCGCGAGGCAGUGGAUCUGUCGCGUCCGGGAGCACGCCCACUUCACCGAAGAAGAAGAACAAGAGGCAGAGGGAGACCAGUGCGCCUGGCUACACAGGGCCUCUUGUGCCUACGAACAACGGCAAGGGCGGGCCAGUGAAGAUGCCUCUGGUCAUACGGUCGGGCUAUGCUAUACCAGGUGCAGCGACCAAGGUAGCCAAGCAACGUGCGAAGCAUGUUGUGUCUCGCAUGUCUACCUCGCAGACCGGACUAGAACCAGUGUACGAUCAAGAGAUCCUCAGGGAGUUCGGUGUGGAGAUCGACGUCAGCACCAUGUCAGCGAAACAGAUCAGGCGUAAGCGGGACAGGAUGUACAGGGAGCGGCAAGCGCAAGCAGAUCUGCCGGCAGGCGGGAAAUCCAAUAAGCUCGUCAUCCGCGAAUUGAAGCGCCAGCAGAAGAUGGCUGCUGCAAAGGCAGGCCAGGCAUCAUCUGGAAAGGGCCCGACUCCGUCUGCAUCGGGCAGUAGAGAAGGCUCCAGCAGAAGUACGCUGGAGAGCUCACCACAAGGCCCGAAUGAAGGAGAGGACGCGAAAGAGGAAGAAAGUGCGCGGCCUCCGAGGCGAAAGCGCGGGAAGAAGGCGAAGAGUGACGUGAUCGAUCUUGACGGCGAGAGCAUCGUCGAAUCAGUCCCGAAGGACAGUCAGGCUGAGCCCGACCCGAUGUUUGUCGAGGAUGAUGCUGGCAUGCCUGCCCAGGCUGCAGAUAGGCUGGCCACGCUGCCUGCAGGCCUCCUCUCCAACUUUAUGUCAGGUACAGACAUCCAGCAAGCUUCUUCCGAAGUAGACCUAUCAGAGCUAGAUGGCAUACCCGUCGAAGAAACCGGCGAAGCACCUAUGCCUUUCGAGCACUCACUCCCGUCAACGCCUGCCGUGGCGCAGCAAGAGGCUGAAGCCGCUUCAUCGCUCUUCACAAUCGAUGCAGAGCCUGCGCCUGUCAAGGGCAGCAAGACGACUGAACAGACUGGUGAUCUUCUGCCUGAUGAGAUUCUUCUCGAGGCAAAAGGUCCGGUAGAGGAGAUCGCGCUCGAUGAGGGCGAUAUGAAGGGCAUCAUCAAUGAUGACAACACGCGCGCAACAGCUGUCAAGAGAUACUAUGAUGACGAGGAUGGACCUGCUCGACCGCGCAACGAUACGGUCAAGUGCGGCAGAUGCGGUGAACAGGGCCAUAUCGCCAAGGAUUGCGAGCAUCAGCAGUGCAUGACCUGUGGCGCGAUGGACGAUCAUGAAUUCAGAGAUUGUCCGCUCCUCAAGGUCUGUUGGCGAUGCGGCAACAAAGGUCACACGAACGGUGUAAGCUCAAAUCCUGCUUCGCUCGUUCGACGGCUGACAUGAAGCUGGAUUAUCAGAAAUGUAACAUGCCGGUCGCUUCUCUCAGAUGCCCACGCUGCAAUCAGAAAGGUCAUGCAUCCGACAAUUGCCCAACAAUUUGGCGAGUCUACCCUGAACUACCGCUCGAACGACACACUGCAGCCAAACCCAAUCCGUGCUGCUACAAUUGCGGACAUCGAGGUCAUUUCGGC